Molecule: messenger RNA, 324 nt
Organism: Bombina bombina (fire-bellied toad)
Lineage: Eukaryota; Metazoa; Chordata; Amphibia; Anura; Bombinatoridae
Exons: 4
Coding region: 1-324 (107 amino acids)
Cellular component (GO): nucleosome
Molecular function (GO): protein heterodimerization activity; DNA binding; structural constituent of chromatin
Source: RefSeq, a predicted model, not a curated record
AUGGACUAUGCUCGCAGACCUUUAUACCGACCAUCAAAGAGUGUUCUUCUUGAUAUACGGAAAUAUCAAGGAUCCACAAUGCUGUUAAUCAGUAAGCUGCCAUUUUCAAGACUGGUAAGGGAAGUUACAAAUUCUAUUACUUUGCUGAACUACAGGUACCAGUCUAUGGCUUUAGCUGCAUUGCAAGAGGCCUCAGAAGCAUUUUUAGUCAGGUUAUUAGAAGACGCUUAUCUCUGCACCAUCCAUGCCAAACGGGUCACUCUUAUGCCCAGUGACUUACAGUUAGCCAGACGAAUAAGAGGACAUAUUGGAGGUUUAGGAUGA